This is a messenger RNA of Solenopsis invicta (red fire ant), 4157 nucleotides long. It is a transcript of the gene Rchy1, whose product is annotated as RING finger and CHY zinc finger domain-containing protein 1. Gene Ontology annotation, biological process: protein ubiquitination; ubiquitin-dependent protein catabolic process. Gene Ontology annotation, cellular component: nucleus. Gene Ontology annotation, molecular function: ubiquitin protein ligase activity; zinc ion binding. The transcript is spliced from 5 exons. The record is from RefSeq and is a predicted model, not a curated record. The coding region runs from base 350 to 1582 and encodes 410 amino acids. NCBI's taxonomy places the organism in Eukaryota, Metazoa, Arthropoda, Insecta, Hymenoptera, Formicidae.
UGGUAGCCGUGAUUGUGAGCUUCUUGUGGAAUCUCUGUUCGCGACGGAGUUGGACGGAGUCGUCGCGGAUCGACCCCGUUUUCCUAGUAUCGUGCACAGCCGACGCUUCCCGCGCGCCGACCUUUAACUGGCCCUGAACCGAGCCGAGUCGAACCGAACCGCCCCGAACACCUCUCGUUGCGCGUUGUGUUGCCCGAGGAUACGACAAUUGUGGAUGGUAGUUUCAUCAAUCAGCAACUCAAGUUUGGCGACGACGAGGACGAAAACGGCGAGAGAUCAGAGGUGCGAGGACGACAAGGACGAGGGCGAGAGGUGCGAGAUGCACCGGCGUUGAUCGCGUCUCGGGUCGAUGAGAUCGACGGAAAAGGGCAGCAAAAUCAGGUACUACGUCGGCAUGCAGAACGGCGAUAGCGAGAAGGCGCGCACCGCCACGGAGGACCGCGAGGACCACGAGGCGCAGAGUAGCGACGACGGCGCCGAGGAGGCCACCGAGGAUCGCGACGAGGAGGCGCCGAGUUGCGACGACGGCGCCGAAGAGACCGCCGCGGAUCGCGAGAACGACGACCCGAGUCCCGAGAGUACCGUAACCGCGGAACGCGACGACGAGGAUCUGACGAAUUGCGACGUCGAGCAGACCGCCGCCGCCGCUGCCGCCACCACCGCUGUUACCGCCGCGGACCGCGGCGACGACCGGGAUCGCAAGGAGACGCGCAAAUCCGUGAAGAAGGGUGACUGCGUCUGGACCAUGUAUCUUCCGUCCACCUCGGGGAAGGAGGCGCUCGCCGUAUCAAACGAUAAUUACGGCUGCGAGCACUAUAAGCGAAAGUCCAAAUUUGUGACUCCAUGCUGCAACAAAGUGUACACUUGUCGAUUUUGCCAUGACGAACAGGAGGCACACACAGUGAAUAGGAAAGAAGUUACAGAAUUGAUAUGUGUUCUUUGCGAUACUCGUCAACCUGUCCAAGCUACUUGCCAAAAUUGUCACUGUCAAUUUGGGAAAUACACAUGCCUAGAGUGUAAUCUGUUUGAUGAUGAAGAUAAGAAUCAGUACCACUGUGACGGGUGUGGAAUAUGUAGAGUUGGUGGCCGUGACAAAUUCUUUCACUGUGCCAAGUGUAAUAUGUGCUUGCCGAUUCAGUUACAAAAUGGACAUACGUGCAUAGAAAAUGUCUCUCAUUCCAAUUGUCCCGUGUGCCUGGAAGACAUUCAUACAAGUCGCAUACCAUGUCACAUUCCUGAUUGCGGGCACUUGCUUCACCGUAUGUGUUUUGAGGAACUGUUGAACUCGGGACAUUACGCCUGCCCGUCCUGUCAGGUGUCUCUCCUAGACAUGACGGACUUGUGGAAGUAUCUGGACGCGGAGGUGUCGCUGACUCCGAUGCCGGAGGAAUAUACCGACUGUAAAACCGAUAUCUUAUGUAAAGACUGCCACGAGGAAUCUACGGUAAAGUUUCACAUCGUCGGGUUGAAGUGCUUAAACUGUGGUAGCUACAAUACCUGCAGGAUAAAAGGUUCUCCCUGUUCAGAUCCCGAUGGCCUAAAUGAAGCAGCUGGUAUUACAGAAGAAAAAGAAGGAUCGUAAAGCCAAAGCUUGGAAUAUUAUCCAAUAUUCAUCGAUCGUGAAAGGAAUAUACUAUAAUAGCGAUGAUAGAAUAUUUUAUAAAUUUUAUUUUUGUUUUAUCUUUUUGUAGUAAAUUGGACUUUUGUUGCCUUCGUAGUAUCUUUCGAUCGAAGAUACUUUUUGUUAGCUAAAGUUAGUACAGUAAAUUAAACAUCGGUUAAAUGACCGUUAAUAUUAUCGAAACUAAUGCAGAACUUUGAUGGUCAUUUUAUGACACUUAGCACAAUCUUCGAGUUAAGUAUAUAAAUGAUUUUAACGCAAGUUAACAUAAUAUUAACAAAAAAAUAUUUCUGCAAAUUGGUUUUAAGUUACUAUUAAAAAUAUACUAGUUGAUAAAGUGGUCAACACAUGAAAAUAUUUUGCAGAUAUUCUUUUUCACAUACAUUAUGUUUGCAAAGAUAUCAAUUUUUAUAUUUUUAUCUUGCACGGAACAUUCCAGACUUAUCAUUAUUAAAAUAUUGUGGGUGCAAUACUUGGGUGGGUGUAAUAUUGUGGAAAAGUGCAAUAUUUGAUAAAUUUAAAGUUGAUUUUUUUAACCUUCUGCUACAGAGCCAUCCGUCAUUUGUUUCGUAAACGUGCGGAGCGCUAAGGGUUAAUGUUUUAUUUUAUUGCAAUUUUUCCAUUUCCAAUCAAUUUAUUGUAAUUAACUUUUUACACCUUAAAAACUAUAAUUACUGUAACAAUUUUGGGAAAAGAUUUGAAUUUUUGGUUGGACUCCAAAUUGCUUAAAAAAAAUUAUCAAUAAAAAUUCUGUGCGGUAGAUCUUCGCAUAUUUGUAUGUAUUUCUGCGUAUUUCUUAAGUCUGGUUACAUUAAUUUUCAAAAUAGCAACUGCGGUAAUAGCCGACUACUACAAGUACACCUAAGGUAAUAAUUGUGAAAUGGCAGUGUGUACGUACGUAUGUAUGUAUGUAUGUAUGUAUGAACGUGUGUUUAAGAAAAGAAGGAAAAGUAAUACGAGAUAGUUUAAAAUUUUUCAUAUUAUUAGACAAUGUAGCACGGUGUCACCCUAUCUCUUAAGUAAUAUCUGCGAAAUUCUAUCAUUGGCAGUGAAAGAUAAUUCAUACACAGCAUCCUUGCCAUAUUAAAAUAUAUAAACGGAUGGCCUAAUUGAUUAUAUUUUAAACGACUGCAUUUCAUCAGUCGACCGUAUAGAAACAAGUACUAAAUCUGAUAAAUUUCUAUUUGUUCAAUCGCUUAGAAGCUUCCAGCCUUACACAUUCUGUUUUAUUUAGGAAAAGAUCUCAUUUAGUCGUAAUCUAGUCGCGGAAGAUUGAGCGUAUAUUGUUGCUCCUAUUACGAUUUUUCUCAUAAGUAUAAAUAUUUUAUAUAAAAUACAAAUGAAUCCACAUACACAUACGGGUGGCACACACUAAUGCAACAAUAAAAUGUAUCAAUGUAGUGAAUAAUUAGGGAAAAAUACUUUUUCGUUGACUAAUGCUGAGAUAUUAUGUAUGUACCAGUGCAUUUCUCGAUGUGCAUAUACAUAUUGAAUUUGCAUUUCUCACGAGAGAAAAGCAUUCCUCUAGCAAGCUCUAAUAUAUAUAUGUAUUCAUCUAUGGUUACAUAAAUCUACGUAAUCUGAUUUAGUAUAAUUGUACACAUAUAUAGAUGAAAUACUCGAAUAAUUGCGGCAUUAGUCUUGCUAUCUUGUCACAUUUGAUAAAAAAUAAUUUUUCUUAUUACCAAAUAGCUAUUGUCGAGUAUAGCUCAUGUAUGUACUUUAUGAUAAACUUUAUGAUCUGAAAACAUUCGACAAGCACGAUAGCUUUCAUUAAAGCUUGAAUUUGACAGUUUCGUAGAAUUUUUUAAAAUACUAAGUCAAGUGUCACUUGAACUGCAAUUUUUCAAGGUUUGCAAAUGCAUUUUUGCAAAGCUUGGUUUUUGACAAAAAAAAACCCAAAUUGACACUCGUAACUUCAUCAUUCCAAUUAUCAUUCGCAUUUUAGUGACUAUCAGUGAUAUUUGAACAUUUUUAGUGAUGUUUUAGUGAUAUUUUUAAUAAAUUAUAAAAUAUUGAGCAGUUCCUAAAAAUCUGUAAGUUUCUUUUUUAUAUAAAUGUUAUAAAAAUGAAGCAUACUUAGAUGCAAAAGUAGCGAAAAUGUUUUAGGCUGCUCGAUAUUGUUAUAAUUCCAUUUAUUAGCAAACAGCAAAAAAUAAUUGUCACAUUUGUUAAAUAUUCUGCAUACAUAUAUAUGUAGAUUUUUCAGGAAUGAUAUUAAUAGGUGCUAUGAUAAUUACAUUUAAUUGUAUAUUAUUACUAGUUCCAUGAAAACAACUUUAUUAAUGUUAAAUGUUUACCUGUUUAGGAUCUGUCAACAGAUUAAAAACAUUUUGCAUAUUAUGUGUCCAAUCAAGCAGUAGAAAAAUUUUGUGACACAGAAUGAUAUACGUAGAUUCCAUUGUGAUUAUUAUCACGAUUUUAUUUUAUUCACUUGUAAAUUAAAUAUGAAUUACAAAGGCUCUUUGUACAUAAUGGUUGCAAUAAUGAUUUUGUUUUAUAUUACGUAUAAUAUACUACUGUGUAUCAAAUAAAU